AUGGUAGCAAGGAAAUUAAACGAAACGACGAAUAAUGAAAACAAUCAAGCAGUCCAAGAAUGUCUUCAGCAAAUUAAUGAUGGAGUGAACCAGAUUACACAAUCAUUUAAGGAGUUGCAACAAAUAGGAAAAGAUGGUGAUGAAAAUUUUAUGUGGCAUGUUAGUAAUGUACAGACUUGGGUUAGUGCUGCGUUAACGGAUGCGACAACUUGCAUCGAUGGGAUGUUGGGGGGUGGGAUGGGUAGGAGGGAGCAGGCUAUGAUCAAAGCGCGGUUCUUGAAUGUGAAGCAACUGGCUAGUAAUUCUCUCGCGAUGUUUAGUCGUUUCACGACUAGAUAUCGUGCCUCUCGUGGCAUCAAGAAUCCUAGAAGUGUUGUCAUGUAG
Helianthus annuus (common sunflower) is the source of this 384-nucleotide messenger RNA. RefSeq names its product pectinesterase inhibitor 9. Gene Ontology annotation, biological process: negative regulation of catalytic activity. The coding region runs from base 1 to 384 and encodes 127 amino acids. The record is from RefSeq and is a predicted model, not a curated record. The transcript has a single exon. Gene Ontology annotation, molecular function: enzyme inhibitor activity. Lineage: Eukaryota; Viridiplantae; Streptophyta; Magnoliopsida; Asterales; Asteraceae.